AGCGGUAGAAAAGGAGGAGAAAAUAAAUUAAAAGAAAAGAGGAAAAAAAAACCCAGCAGCAACAGCCACCGCGCGAACCCAAAGCCCGCGGCAAGCUCGCUCCUCCCGCCUCACGACGCCGCCUCCCGCCUCCGCGCGCUCCGGCCGGCCACCGCGCUUGUGAGGGGGAUCUACUUGUAGGGCGAGGGAGUGGCGGUGCUUUUCUCCUCUGCGGCGGCGGCUUCCCGCGCGGGCGCCGCUGGUGAGUGAGGUGAGAUCUCGGCCGGCCGGGGCCGGGGCGGAGUUGCUAGCGCGCGCUCUCUCUCUCGGUCGUCGCCGACGCCUGAAUUCCGCGGGCCUGGAGUGGCGCGGGGACGGAUCUGCGGGGAGGGGGAUGGGGUGACCGGAUCGGGACGCGCCUCGGUUUGAUUUCCCCUCCCUCUCUCUCCCCCCUCCAUCCGGCUGAAUUCUCUGCGUCUCGUCGGUUCGAAGGCGUGCCGGAGAUGGCGAGUUCCGGCGCUGCUGCUGCCGGCGGCGGCACAGGGAACUCUUGCGAUGCGUUGUACAGGGAGCUAUGGCAUGCUUGUGCUGGACCCUUGGUCACAGUGCCUCGCCGAGGCGAAUUGGUCUACUACUUCCCCCAGGGUCAUAUGGAACAGCUUGAGGCGUCUACAGACCAACAGCUUGACCAGCACCUGCCUAUGUUUAACCUGCCAUCUAAGAUCCUUUGCAAAGUGGUCAAUGUAGAACUUAGGGCUGAAACUGAUUCUGAUGAGGUUUAUGCUCAGAUUAUGCUGCAUCCAGAAUCAGAUCAAAAUGAACCCACCAAGCCACAACCGGAUCCGCAUGAACCUGAAAAAUGCAAUGUCCACUCCUUCUGCAAGACUUUGACUGCUUCAGAUACAAGCACCCAUGGUGGAUUUUCAGUUCUUAGGAGGCAUGCAGAAGAAUGUCUUCCACCACUGGAUAUGACUCAGAAUCCACCAUGGCAAGAGCUUGUGGCUAGAGAUCUCCAUGGCAACGAGUGGCAUUUCCGUCACAUCUUUCGAGGACAACCUAGGAGGCAUCUACUUACAACUGGUUGGAGUGUUUUUGUUAGCUCAAAAAGAUUAGUUGCUGGUGAUGCAUUCAUCUUUCUGAGAGGUGAGAAUGGGGAGCUACGAGUUGGUGUCAGGAGGCUCAUGAGGCAACUAAACAACAUGCCGUCAUCAGUGAUAUCAAGUCACAGUAUGCAUCUUGGAGUCCUAGCAACUGCAUCACAUGCUAUAUCCACAGGAACUCUCUUUUCUGUUUUCUACAAACCAAGAACAAGUCAAUCGGAGUUUGUCGUGAGUUUAAACAAAUACCUUGAAGCUAAGAACAGCAAGAUAUCUGUUGGAAUGAGGUUUAAGAUGAGAUUUGAGGGUGAUGAAGCUCCUGAAAGAAGGUUUAGUGGGACAAUUAUUGGUGUUGGGAGCAUGCCAACAUCUCCAUGGGCAAAUUCUGACUGGAGAUCUUUGAAGGUCCAAUGGGAUGAGCCUUCUGUGGUUCCUCGUCCAGAUAGAGUCUCACCAUGGGAACUGGAGCCACUUGCUGUGAGUAAUACACAGCCACUGCCUCAGCCUCCUGCAAGAAAUAAGCGGGCUCGGCCUCCUGCUUCGAAUUCAAUUGCUCCAGAGCUCCCUCCGGUCUUCGGUUUGUGGAAAUCUCCAGCUGAGUCCACACAAGGUUUCUCAUUUUCCGGACUACAGCGAACACAUGAACUAUAUCCUUCGAGCCCCAAUUCAAUCUUCUCAACAUCAUUAAAUGUUGGAUUCAGUACAAAGAAUGAAUCAUCUGCUCUAACCAACAAGCAUUUUUACUGGCCAAUGAGAGAGACAAGAGCUGACUCUUACUCUGUUAGCAUCAACAAAGUUCCGUCUGAAAAGAAGCGAGAACCUAGUUCGGCUGGCUGCAGAUUGUUUGGAAUUGAGAUAGGCUCUGCUGUGGAAGCUACAUCUCCAGUGCCUGCUGUUUCUGGUGUUGGUCAAGACCAACCAGCUGCCUCAGUAGAUGCUGAGUCUGAUCAGCUCUCGCAACCAUCACAUGCCAACAAAUCUGAUGCUCCAGCAGCAAGCAGUGAGCCAUCUCCUCAUGAGACUCAGAGUCGGCCAGUGAGGAGCUGCACCAAGGUAAUCAUGCAAGGAAUGGCAGUUGGAAGGGCAGUGGACCUGACAAGGCUCCAUGGAUAUGACGAUCUUCGCUGCAAGUUAGAAGAGAUGUUUGAUAUCCAAGGAGAGCUCGCUGCCAGCCUAAAAAAAUGGAAGGUUGUUUACACAGAUGAUGAGGAUGAUAUGAUGCUGGUUGGGGAUGACCCUUGGCCUGAAUUUUGCAGUAUGGUGAAAAGGAUAUACAUCUACACCUACGAGGAAGCUAAGCAACUUAUUCCCAAGUCCAAGCUCCCGAUCAUUGGAGACGCCAAGCAAAACCCAAACAAACAAUCGCCCGAGUCUGACAUGCCUCACAGUGACCUGGACAGCACUACCCCGGUUACUGAUAAGGAUUGCUGAAUGCUAACCUGGCCCAAUAUUUCCCGUAAUUUUUUUUCCGUCUGGGAUGUUGAUCAUGGGGGGUUCGUGGCCCAUGAUCCUUGGGACUACUAAGAGUUAUCUGUUGGUUGGUUCGUGGGCCCGAAGGACACCGUCUGCAUCUACCAUGGUUCAUGCAUCAUGCAUAGCUGCCUUUGGACCAGUGUGGAUCCCAUGCCAGCAAGGAUGGCUGGGAGGCAGCAUUUCCAUCACCUGGCAUUCCCUGCGUGAUUGGCCCAUCCAUGUUUAAUUCUGCUGUGUUGUGGUAGGAACGAUGGCAUCCUUUGUCCAGUGCUCAGUUUUGGAAAAAGAAAAAAAAUGGUGACCGGUGGACCUGCAAGAGGGGGGCCCGGCCUCAGCCGUCUCUCACUGCCCCAGUAAAUAGAGAGCAUCAGCAUUCAUGUUCCUUCCUGCACUGCAUGGAGCAUCCAUCCGUAGCUAGAGCUUAGUUUCCCCCCGCCCUGCAUCCUGUUCGCAGCCUCGGCGCCGCUCGAGCUGUUUGUUUUUAACCCCAGCGGCAUUCCUUUUUCUUCCUGGGUGGUGUUUUGCUUUCGGAAGUUGGGAGUAUAUCUGCUAAGUUUUUUUUUUUUGACAUGUGCUUUUCCUCAAUGUAUCUGUGCUUUUUCCUCCUCUUGGAAGCCAUCCUUCUACGGUGAUAUCUGUACUUACCUGCAUGUACAUAGGAAUGGGAAUGGACUGGUCUGGACUGAACUGAUAUGCCUCUCCUCAUCAUUGUUAUGCUGUUCUUUAUAGUGGA
Messenger RNA from Oryza brachyantha (malo sina), 3282 nucleotides. Its product is annotated as auxin response factor 7. Gene Ontology annotation, cellular component: nucleus. Gene Ontology annotation, molecular function: DNA binding; protein binding. NCBI's taxonomy places the organism in Eukaryota, Viridiplantae, Streptophyta, Magnoliopsida, Poales, Poaceae. Bases 483 to 2507 code for a protein of 674 amino acids. Gene Ontology annotation, biological process: response to hormone; regulation of DNA-templated transcription. The transcript has 14 exons. The record is from RefSeq and is a predicted model, not a curated record.